This is a messenger RNA of Erinaceus europaeus (western European hedgehog), 1984 nucleotides long. It is a transcript of the gene SLC29A4, whose product is annotated as solute carrier family 29 member 4. The transcript has 11 exons. Gene Ontology annotation, cellular component: plasma membrane. Gene Ontology annotation, biological process: nucleoside transmembrane transport. Gene Ontology annotation, molecular function: nucleoside transmembrane transporter activity; monoamine transmembrane transporter activity. The record is from RefSeq and is a predicted model, not a curated record. NCBI's taxonomy places the organism in Eukaryota, Metazoa, Chordata, Mammalia, Eulipotyphla, Erinaceidae. The coding region runs from base 139 to 1653 and encodes 504 amino acids.
UCGGUGCCCCGCCGUGCCCGCCGGCCCGGGCACCGCUCAGCGGACACCGCGGAACCCCGGGAGGAGCCUGGGCGGGGUGCGGGGUGAGGGACGCGGCGCCGAGGACCCCCGGCCGGGCCGGGCGCAGGGCUGCCUGCCAUGGGCUCAGCAGGGAGCCGGCGCCUGAGGGAGCCCAGCACAUUGGGGACGCCUGAGGGUGGCGUGCUAACCAGCUUUAGCUUCGAGGAGAACCCAGGUGGAAGCAGUGGAGGAGCCCCCAGCCACACAGAUGCUGCAGCCGAGCAGGCGCCGGAGGACCGCUACCAUGGCAUCUACUUCGCCAUGCUGUUGGCGGGCGUGGGCUUCCUGCUGCCUUACAACAGCUUCAUCACUGACGUGGACUACCUGCACCACAAGUACCCAGGCACCCCCAUCGUGUUCGACCUGAGCCUGACCUACAUCCUGGUGGCCCUGGGCGCUGUGCUGCUCAACAACGUUCUGGUGGAGAGGCUGAGCUUGCACACCCGCAUCACGGCAGGCUACCUGCUGGCACUGGGCCCCCUGCUCUUCAUCAGCGUCUGUGACGUGUGGCUGCAGCUCCUGUCCCGGGACCAGGCAUAUGCCGUCAACCUUGCCGCAGCGGGCAUUGUGGCCUUGGGCUGCACAGUGCAGCAAUCAAGCUUCUACGGGUACACGGGCAUGCUGCCUCAGAGGUACACGCAGGGCGUGAUGACCGGCGAGAGCACGGCGGGCGUGGUGGUGUCCCUGAGCCGCAUCCUCACGAAGCUGCUGCUGCCGGAGCGCGCGGGGACGCUGCUCUUCUUCCUGCUGGCGGCCGCGCUGGAGCUGCUCUGCCUCCUGCUACACCUGCUGCUGCGCCGCAGCCGCUUCGUACGCUUCCACACGGCGCGCGCCCCCGCCCGGCACCCCGAGCUGGCGGACCCCGGUGGGUCCCCCCGGGACAGCCCAGCCCACGAGGUCGCGUGUGGCCCCACCUACACGCGCUUUGACCUGCCAGGCACUGGCCUGCGGCGCAGCUGGCCCACCCUGCGAGCCCUGCUGCUGCACCGCUAUGCAGUGGCCCGGGUCAUCUGGGCCUACAUGCUGUCCAUGGCUGUCACCUACUUCAUCACCCUCUGCCUCUUCCCCGGGCUUGAGUCCCAGAUCCGCCACUGUGCCCUGGGUGACUGGCUGCCCAUCCUCGUCAUGGCCGUCUUCAACCUCUCCGACUUCGUGGGCAAGAUCCUGGCAGCCUUGCCUCUGGCCUGGCGGGGCCCACAGCUGCUGGCCUGCUCCUGUCUGCGGGCUGUCUUCAUCCCGCUCUUCAUCCUGUGCGUGUACCCUGGGCGCGCGCCUGCCCUGCGCCACCCUGCCUGGCCCUGUGUCUUCUCACUGCUCAUGGGCAUCAGUAAUGGCUACUUUGGCAGCGUGCCCAUGAUCCUGGCCGCUGGCAAGGUGGGACCCCGGCUGCGGGAGCUGGCAGGAGAGCCGGCUGGCUCAGUGUCACCCCGACCCCAGGGCCCAGUGGGGUCACGUGCCCAGCAAUCCAUCCUGGGACCUGCAUCGUGGAUGGGGGAAGACUUCAGGGAGGGAGCAGCCCCAGGGAGCUCCCCCAGGACCCCAGAUUCCACACUGGGCCCCCCAGAGAAGAUGGGUUUGCCCGGCAUGGUGUGAGCCCGUUUGAGCAUCUCAGCCCCUCUGUGACCUCCUCCCCCUAUACACACCCACAACCACCUGAAGCCAUAGGACCGGGGACCCCCCACACCCCACCUUGUGACUCAGUUUGGGGAAGGGGGCAAAGCAGGGCCCCCCACCCGGGCUGAGCCCAACUCUGACCUGGGCCUUGAUCCCCAGGGAGGGACUGGGUGAUGGGGCAGAGGAUGGGGGUCCCGGCUGGGGAGGGGUCCCUGGGAAGGACUGACCCUCCCUCAGCCCCACUCCCAUCCUGUCCGCCUUUCUGUCCACUCACUACCGCGCUGGCCAUUAAAAGAGACUGAGGCCCUGC